AUGCCUCUGACUCCCGCUAACCAGGCCCAGCUGGUCCGCUCCUCUCAGAAGGACCAGUUCUACCAGAGCGCCCUGAGGAACUCCGCCAAUGAAGCUUUCCAGACCGCGGCAGGUUCUCGGCGCUGGCUCCAGUGGCGGCGAGAGGUGGAGCUGCUGACGGACCUGACCUACUUCACUCUGACCACGUUCUGCGGGUUCCAGACUCUGGGGGAGGAGUAUGUUGGGGUGGUGCUGGUGGACUCGUCCCAGACCCGGGUCCCCUCCCUGGUUCGGCGCCUGGUCUUCGUCCUGGGACACUCACUGGUGCCGUACCUGGUGGAGCGCGGGCUGCAGAGUGUGGAGAGAGAGCUGGAGCCGGAGAGUCGCGGCCACAGUCAGCGGAACGAGCCGUGGAGCCGUGUUUGGGUCUCUGGUUGGAUGCGGUCACUGACCCCGGACCAGCGAGGCAUGUGUGCGUUGCUGGUGCGUGCUGUGCGUCACACGCUGCAGCGGCUGCAUCAGCUCCACACUGCUCUGUUCUACAUGAGAGGAGCCUUCUACCACCUCAGCAGGAGAGCAGCCGCACUCUCAUAUCUGCGUCUGAGGCCCUCAGAUGGUGACACCAGCGUCAGGACCAGCUACGGCCUGUUGGGGGCGCUCUCUCUGCUGCAGCUGCUGAUCACUGCUCUACUGCAACACAACAUCCUCAGGCAGAGAGAGAGACCCUACAGAGAGCAGCGAGAGAGACCAGAGGGAGAGAGACACCAGAGGAGCAGCAUGACCAGUCUCUCUGACGCCCCCUGUGGUCCUAGAGAGCGCUGCACCCUGUGUCUGGAUCAGAGGAGCCACUCCACAGCGACACCAUGUGGCCAUCUGUUCUGCUGGGACUGCAUCACUGUGUGGAGCAACAACAAGGCAGAGUGUCCUUUGUGCAGAGAGAAGUUCAGUCCACACAGACUGGUCUAUCUGCGCAACUACAGCUGA
Knipowitschia caucasica is the source of this 963-nucleotide messenger RNA. The record is from the annotation of a GenBank genome assembly. Lineage: Eukaryota; Metazoa; Chordata; Actinopteri; Gobiiformes; Gobiidae.